AUGACCCUACCGACAAGUCUACCACAGGUCACAAUCCAGGCGGAUGCCUUUACGGCCAUCGAGGACGUUGAACAAGGAGUCAUAGAGAACGAGGACAUAUGGAUCAGCUGCUAUGAUUCGUCCAUGCCAUCGGUGCAUGGUAAGGUGGCGGUGAUGAUAUCAGAUGAAGAUCGAACCCAAUGUGCUUUCAAGGGAAGAGAUGGUGUCCAAUGCGAACGGAUUCAGAAUACGAUAUUUGCCGUUAGUUGUCCGGCCCUGCAUAUAGACAACCGCUCUAUUCAUUUCCCUACUCAUGUUAUAACCCUUCCGGAAGUAACAUCUACAAAAACCUCCUCGAAACUGGACAAAGGAAUUAACAACUUGGACAUAUCUCCCGAUGGCCAGCUAUGGGUGGCUGCACUAGGAAAUGGCUCGGUCUUGGUUGGUGCUGGUCCAUCUAAAGCAAGAAAGGAUACGCCAGCACCUCUUGAAGGAAACUACCACAAGGGCGCAGUUUCAACUGUCCAACUGGUUAAACCUACCACAUCUACCGCCAAUCCUCGUAUUCUUUCCGGCUCGGAGGACUUUAGCCUCGUGUUAUCCGAGUUUCCUGGUUUCUCGUCACUGGCCCAGGUCAACUCCAGCGCACUAAUCAGCCAGACGCUCCUUCCCCCCAGCAUUCGUCUGACAUCACACACUCGCUCCGUAACCUCGGCCCGGGUACUUCCAUGCGGGACAAAAGCCAUCUCAGCAGGCCGCGAUGGCACCCUUCGAGUCUGGGACCUAACUCCCGAAUCUACCUCUGUGAGCCGACAGAUCGGGAUGGUCCGUUCUAAUGGAGAUGUAGCCAUCAAUUCGUUCGCAUUAUCAUUCGCUCACUCUGCUUCUUUGGCCGUCCUCGCUCUUCAGUCAGGCCACUUUGACCUCGUCGAUGUAGACUCCCGAAACACAUUGUUUAGUACUUCUUCGGCUGGAUUCGAAUACACCAGAAAUGGACCGCUCGAUGCAAUAGAUAUUUACCCUCUUUAUACAGCCCACAAGUAUCUGGUAGCAACAGGAUCGCAGCGUGGUGUUAUCUCGUUCUUUAUAUGCACCAUAGACAACGGAAGUGUGGUCACAACUAACCUUGGUAGUUGUAUAAGGAACGGCGCAGGGAUUUCAGACGUCAAGUUCAUACCUCUGCUGAAAGAUUCUAUAGGCAAGUGGAUCCAGUCCGCGCGAUACACUCCCUCAGCCAAAAAAUUUGUUACAGAUGCAUAUCCUCGCCUGCUAGUCGCGACUAUGAUGGCCUCCCCUACCAACUUCAAAUAUCUCAAAAAUCGGAUUCAGCCGGCGUCCAAUUUCAGGUGA
This is a messenger RNA of Rhizoctonia solani, 1329 nucleotides long. Its product is annotated as WD40 domain-containing protein. The transcript is spliced from 2 exons. NCBI's taxonomy places the organism in Eukaryota, Fungi, Basidiomycota, Agaricomycetes, Cantharellales, Ceratobasidiaceae. The coding region runs from base 1 to 1329 and encodes 442 amino acids. The record is from RefSeq and is a predicted model, not a curated record. Gene Ontology annotation, molecular function: protein binding.